CGCGCAAACUCGAAGAAUCGGAGUAUAUGUAUAUAUAUGGCGAGACAAUAAUGAACACAAUAGUUGUUUAUAUUAGAAACGAUAAGCAAUAAUGUUUUCAGUUAAAUUAAACAAUGGUUUGAAAUGUCCUAUUCUUGGACUUGGUACCUGGCAAGCAUCUGAUGAUCAGAGUCUUGUGGAAAAAGCAAUUAAAGAAGCUAUUGAUGCUGGCUAUCGUCAUUUCGAUGCGGCUUGGAUAUAUCAUAAUGAAGAAGAAGUAGGAAAAGCGAUUCGAGAAAAAAUUACAGAAGGAGCUGUUAAACGUGAAGAACUUUUUAUUACAUCAAAGCUAUGGAAUACAUUUCAUAAAGAAGAACAAGUUGUUCCUGCAUGUAAGGAAUCAUUGAAAAAACUUGGUCUCGAUUAUGUGGAUUUAUUUUUAAUACAUUGGCCUACCGCAUAUACGUAUGACGGCGAUCAUCAUUAUCAUGUUGUUGAUGCAAAUGGAAAAUCUCUAAUUGAAAAUACUGAUUAUACAGAAACAUGGAAGGGAAUGGAGGAAUGUGUAAAACUUGGUUUAACAAAAAGUAUUGGCGUGAGUAAUUUUAAUUCACAACAAAUUGAUCGUAUUUUAUCAAUGGCAACAAUUAAACCAGUUAUCAAUCAAGUUGAAUGUCAUUUGAAUUUAAAUCAAAAGAAAUUGAGAAUUUUUUGCGAAGAGAGAGGAAUAAAAUUAAUGGCACACAGUCCUUUGGGUUCACCAAAAAGACCAUGGGCACAACCUGGUGAUCAUCAAGUUGCACUUGAACAGCCAAUAAUUGUUAAAUUAGCCAAAAAAUAUAAAAAAAGUCCCGCACAAAUUAUAAUUAGAUUUAUGAUUGACAAUGGUGUUAUUGUAAUUCCAAAAUCAAGUUCAAAAAAUCGAAUUAUUGAAAAUAUUAAUGUUUUUGAUUUUCAUCUUACAAGGGAGGAAAUUAAUGAAAUUGAAAAAUUGGAUAUUGGAGCACGUAUAUGUCCUGCACUUCAACGAAAAGAUCAUCCUGAUUGGCCAUUUAAUAUUGAAUUUUAAAACAAUUUUUUUUUUUUUAUUCAAUUUUACAUUUUUCAAGUAGAUAAGUUUAUCUUUGUAUAAACAUUGAAUAAAAUAUUUUUCAAAGUUAAA
Molecule: messenger RNA, 1141 nt
Organism: Leptopilina boulardi
Lineage: Eukaryota; Metazoa; Arthropoda; Insecta; Hymenoptera; Figitidae
Product: 1,5-anhydro-D-fructose reductase-like
Exons: 4
Coding region: 92-1048 (318 amino acids)
Cellular component (GO): cytosol
Molecular function (GO): aldose reductase (NADPH) activity
Source: RefSeq, a predicted model, not a curated record